Molecule: messenger RNA, 790 nt
Organism: Schistosoma bovis
Lineage: Eukaryota; Metazoa; Platyhelminthes; Trematoda; Strigeidida; Schistosomatidae
Source: the annotation of a GenBank genome assembly
UUGUGCACAGACCGAAUCACGACAUUAUGGAUCAUUGUUGAACAAUCAACUAAAUGAAACUCGUCACUAUACAUCAGAUUCCUUGACUAUGAGAAGGUGUUUGACAACGUGGAAAGGAUGAUAUUAUGGAAAAUCGUCAACAUCAUUAGGAAUUCAUACGACGGACUACACUGCAAAGUGGUGCGUGAGAGAUAGCUGACAGACGCAUUCCGAGUAAGGACCGGAGUCAGACAAGACCGCUCACUCUUCCUCUUUGUUGUGGUGGUUGAUUUAAUUAUGAACACUUUGACAUCUGUGGGGAAGAACGGAAUACAAUGGACAACUUGGAUAGAAGUAGACAAUUCGGACUUGUCGAAUGACUCAACCCUUCCAUCCCAUACAUACGAGCAAGUGCAGGUCAAGAUAACCAUUAUGGGAGAGGCCGCUCCAUCAGUAAGCCUAAACACACACAAGGGAAAAAGCAAGAUCCUUAAAUACAACAUGGAGAACAACAACCCAAUCACACUUGAUGAAGAAGUUCUGGAAGAGGUAGAAACCCUUACAUAUCUAGACAGCAUCACCGAUGGACAAGGAGGAUCUGAUUCAGACCUAAAAUCAAGGAUUGGCAACACAGCUGUCAGCCAACAUCAAAAUCAGAAUCUUCAAUGCGGACAUGAAGACAGUUCUACUGUACUGGGCUGAAUCUUGGAGAACUAUCACCACCAUCAUAAAAAAAUCGCGAGUAUUUAUAAAUAAUUGUCUACACGGGAUACUGAAUGACCGUUUGCCGGAUACCAUCAGCAACAGUCUA